AUGGAGACGCUUCGAAAGAUCACGCACCGCGCAAGCUAUCGACUUGUUCCUCCUAUCGGAGGCAAGGAGUUACUUGAGGAUGUCACGGCUGCCUAUCAGUUUGCUAGGAAGCUGGGUGCUGGUGUAGAGAGACGAGUCAUAGUUGGCGGAGCUAGUGCCGGGCUGUUCAUGGCAAGCUUAGUUCCUCACCACCUUCAACCUCCACCGUUAGCUUUGUUUUCUAUCAGUGGAAUCGCCACGUUCCACCACCCCUUCUUCCAUUCAUCAACUCAACUCACGCCAAAUCCGAUCCCAACAAGUGAUGUGGAACGCUUCUUCAACGGUCCACUGAUCGUUGGAUCCGCCCCGGACUAUGAUCCCUGGACCUUCUCUCCCGCGAUGCUACUACGAUCAUCUGCGGCUAAGAAUCCGGAAUAUGUUCACGCAGAGCGCCCUGCAGAGAUACCUGCGACUCACAAGGAAAUCGAGAUACGUGACACUCUUUAUGACUAUUUCCUCUAUCAGAACGCAAUUGAAGGUAUAGUGGGCGAUGUUGAUCCCGGGUUUGACUGGGCUUUGGAGAAGGGCCAGAAGUGGAAGGCUUGGCCUGUGACUAUUUACAUCCAAGGAGAUGCUGAUGUGGAUGUCGACAAGGAUGUGUGUGUCUCGGCAGCAAGUAAGCUUGGCGAGAAGGCGAGAUUUUUCAUGGCUGAUGGACAGCCCCAUUUGUUUGAGGCGCGCAGUUUUCUGGAAGAGGAGAGUCCGGCGAUGGACGUGGUACGAGCAGCAAUUGCUGAGUUGAAAAGGGUUGUUAGUCAAGCUUAG
Penicillium cataractarum is the source of this 804-nucleotide messenger RNA. RefSeq names its product Endomembrane protein 70-like protein. The transcript is spliced from 3 exons. The record is from RefSeq and is a predicted model, not a curated record. Lineage: Eukaryota; Fungi; Ascomycota; Eurotiomycetes; Eurotiales; Aspergillaceae. Bases 1 to 804 code for a protein of 267 amino acids.